Cebus imitator (Panamanian white-faced capuchin) is the source of this 2418-nucleotide messenger RNA. It is a transcript of the gene SESN1, whose product is annotated as sestrin 1. The coding region runs from base 30 to 1310 and encodes 426 amino acids. Gene Ontology annotation, cellular component: nucleus. The record is from RefSeq and is a predicted model, not a curated record. Gene Ontology annotation, molecular function: oxidoreductase activity, acting on peroxide as acceptor; L-leucine binding. Gene Ontology annotation, biological process: regulation of response to reactive oxygen species; negative regulation of TORC1 signaling; cellular response to L-leucine. The transcript is spliced from 8 exons. NCBI's taxonomy places the organism in Eukaryota, Metazoa, Chordata, Mammalia, Primates, Cebidae.
UCCUCCAAGUGGGGAGUGAAGACGCACAGAUGCAUGCUUUAUUUGCAGAUUCUUUUGCUGCUUUGGGCCGUUUGGAUAACAUUACGUUAGUGAUGGUUUUCCACCCACAAUAUUUAGAAAGUUUCUUAAAAACUCAACACUAUCUACUACAAAUGGAUGGGCCAUUACCCCUACAUUAUCGGCACUACAUUGGAAUAAUGGCUGCAGCAAGACAUCAGUGCUCCUACUUAGUGAACCUACAUGUAAAUGAUUUCCUUCAUGUUGGUGGAGACCCCAAGUGGCUCAAUGGUUUAGAGAAUGCUCCUCAAAAACUACAGAAUUUAGGAGAACUCAACAAAGUGUUAGCCCAUAGACCUUGGCUUAUUACCAAAGAACACAUUGAGGGACUUUUAAAAGCUGAAGAACACAGCUGGUCCCUUGCGGAAUUGGUACAUGCAGUAGUUUUACUCACACACUAUCAUUCUCUUGCCUCGUUCACAUUUGGCUGUGGAAUCAGUCCAGAAAUUCAUUGUGAUGGUGGCCACACGUUCAGACCUCCUUCUGUUAGCAACUACUGCAUCUGUGACAUUACAAAUGGCAAUCACAGUGUGGAUGAGAUGCACGUCAACUCAGCAGAAAAUGUUUCUGUAAGUGAUUCUUUCUUUGAGGUUGAAGCCCUCAUGGAAAAGAUGAGGCAGUUACAGGAAUGUCGAGAUGAAGAAGAGGCAAGUCAGGAAGAGAUGGCUUCACGUUUUGAAAUAGAAAAAAGAGAGAGUAUGUUUGUCUUCUCUUCAGAUGAUGAAGAAGUUACACCAGCAAGGGACAUAUCUCGUCAUUUUGAGGAUACUAGCUAUGGCUAUAAAGAUUUCUCUAGACAUGGGAUGCAUGUUCCAACAUUUCGUGUCCAGGACUAUUGCUGGGAAGAUCAUGGUUAUUCUUUGGUAAAUCGCCUUUAUCCAGAUGUGGGACAGUUGAUUGAUGAAAAAUUUCACAUUGCUUACAAUCUUACUUAUAAUACAAUGGCAAUGCACAAAGAUGUUGAUACCUCAAUGCUUAGACGGGCAAUUUGGAACUAUAUUCACUGCAUGUUUGGAAUAAGAUAUGAUGAUUAUGACUAUGGUGAAAUUAACCAGCUAUUGGAUCGUAGCUUUAAAGUUUAUAUCAAAACUGUUGUUUGCACUCCUGAAAAGGUUACCAAAAGAAUGUAUGAUAGCUUCUGGAGGCAGUUCAAGCACUCUGAGAAGGUUCAUGUUAAUCUGCUUCUUAUAGAAGCUAGGAUGCAAGCAGAACUGCUUUAUGCUCUGAGAGCCAUUACCCGCUAUAUGACCUGAUGCCUUUCCUUCAUUAAAGAUGAUUCUGGAAUGAUCAGCAGAUAAUAGUCUACAAGGGGAAGGUACCAAGCCCCAGGACCAAUGGUAGACAAAAUAAUUCAGAACUCCAUUGUGCCAUGAUUCCUUUAGUUUCGGCUAUUUUACUGUGGAAAACCACUGCCGCUACAAGCAGUGAUCGCUUGGCAGCUUCAAGUUUAGAUCUGUGAAGAAAGGCUGCCAUUCACAGUAUUUUGCUUUUUGACAGUAGAAGAUGCUGUGUAACUGUUUUAAUACAGCAAAUAGUAAUUCUCCAAAUCAUGUUGCUUUUCUGUUAAAUAAGAUAACAAGAAUUGGAGCAUGCAAAGAAUGGGACUUGGAUAAUGACUUAAGCUUUAUACAUAAAGAAUUUUAGAAGAUCUUGGUGCUGCUAUUCCUGCUGGAGGAAUGAAUAGAUGGCUGUUUCAGUUAAGCUAUUAGUAAUAAAAGUGAACAUUGCUACUAUCUGAGCCUACGUACAUAACUUGUGUGAUUUCAAAUUAAACUUGCAUUAUGUGUUAAUUUUUUUGCAUCUAAAAAAGCAUAGAAUUCCUACUCACACAGCUCAGCAACAACCAUUUUGAUGGUAACAGUUCAUUUCUUUCUUUCUUUCGUUUUUUAAAUUCAGGAUUCUGGAUGAUAUUAUUAUGGCAUCCUUAAAGAUUUUCUUCAAAAAGCAAUCCUAAAUGAAAGUGUAUAAAUUAUAAGAAACUGGCUAUAUUUUGAUAUGCUGUUUCACAAGAUACUGACACUGGAGGGCAGCUGUCUUAUGCAGUGAAGAUUUUGUAGCACUGAAGUUGUGGGACAUGUUGCUGUAGACUGCUGUGCAGUCCUGGGUGUAUUCUGUGUCUCUGCUUCUGCCUGCCUCCUGGUCCCCACUGUAAAAGGUUGUGCAGCUCCUUAAAUAAUAAAGCUGGAAAAUAUUUUUAGCCAGGUUAUCAAAUUUGAUUUAUAAAAAUGCUAACUUUGUUUGAAAUCCAAACAGGUUUGAAAAUAUGUAUUAAGUACUUUGUAUUCUGGAAGCGUGAAUUGCUUUUGAAGUCUGUCAGCAUUAUUGGUAUUUUUCAAUAAAGAAUAAUUUUUCUCCAAUUUU